This is a messenger RNA of Acanthoscelides obtectus, 5188 nucleotides long. The record is from the annotation of a GenBank genome assembly. NCBI's taxonomy places the organism in Eukaryota, Metazoa, Arthropoda, Insecta, Coleoptera, Chrysomelidae.
GUAAAUUAAUAAACAUGUCCAAAUUUUCAUUUUCUUUUUCACCUACAUUUCAAAAUUCCCAGUUCAGUUCAAUACCUCCAAAUAUCGAUAUAACAUGAUGCAACCAAAUAUGGAAUAAAAGUGCAAACGGUUUUGCGAUACCCUAUAUCGCCACUCCUAGACAAACCAGCUUAUCAGAAUUUUUUCAGCGCGCCUGAUAUAAAAUAAAGUGUUAUGACGUAUACCUAAACAGUAAGUGUUGCACUCCGUUGCAAUAAUUGUGCACUUUUUAUUGUGAGACCGGAAAAUGGCCACGUGUAGCGCGUUGAGAGGCUCAUUCGAGACCAAUGAUGAAGACGCCGAACAAAUCAGGGCAUUAACGAGAUAUCCAGAUGGGAGCGUCAAACUCAGAAAUCCAAAUAUUGAACUCAUGGAUCAAGACAUUUUGUAUCACUUAGCCUUGGGUAGUGAAUCUCAUGACUUAGUGGAGAUGUUCGGCGAUGUCAAGUUCGUAUGCAUGGGAGGAACGCCGAAACGUAUGGAAGACUUCGCACACUACAUAAUGCAAGAAAUAGGAUACAAAAUACCUACCGGCACAAAGCUGAUGGACAUAAGUCAGUACUCUUACAGGUACUGCUUGUACAAAGUCGGUCCUGUACUUUCCGUUAGUCACGGUAUGGGUCCUUCGUCAAUCUCCAUUUUACUUCACGAGAUCAUCAAACUCAUGUACCACGCCAAAUGCAAAGACCCCAUCUUCUUCAGGAUUGGAACAUGCGGAGGAAUCGGUAUAGAAGGUGGAACUGUUGUUAUAUCUGAUAAUGCCUUAGAUGGGUUGCAGGAUAACAACUAUGCCGUAGCAACAUUGGGUAAAUUAGUAAAACGCCCAGCAAGGUUGGAUAAAAAGCUAGUCAGAGAACUGCAGGCCUUAGCUCAUUCUGACGAUCCGUAUGAUACUGUCACAGGUACAACGAUGUGUACCUCAGACUUUUAUGAAGGUCAAGGGAGGCUUGACGGUGCCUUCUGCGAAUACACGGAGGCUGACAAGAUGGCAUUUUUGAAAAACUUGAAAGAAAAACACAAUGUGACAAACAUAGAGAUGGAAAUUAUUCCAUUUGCUGCUUUGACCCACCAUGCUGGAAUCAGGGCUGCUGUAGUUUGCGUGGCGCUUUUGGAUAGACUCAGGGGCGACCAGAUUGGUAUACCAAAGGAUGUGAUGCAGGAGUGGCAGCUACGACCUCAAGUGCUAGUAGCACGUUAUAUCAAGAAGACUCUUGGGAUAAAUUGAAGUAUUGAACAAAACAGAAACAAUGAAAUCGGCGAUAAAAAAUGAAUAGUUGAGCGACAAGCGUUUCCCGUAAGAGAUUAGCCAACAUUGAGCUUUAUAUUGGUGGAAAAGAGCUUGUGUUCGCAAAGAUGGGUUACAAAUAAACACUGCAUUUUUUUAGUCUUUCAGGUUUUCGUUCACAUAACUCGAGGUCGCAACUCCCAAAGAAGUAAUGAACGAAUGGCAGUUAAGACCUCAAAUUCUCAUCGCUCGCUACAUAAAGAAAUACCUGCAGAACAAAGGCCGCAUCUCCUUCGAUGGACACGGCUCGAUUGCGGUGAAGAGUCCCAGAAGAUUCAAACUCGUGCAGCAGGAAUCGCAGAGCAUCGAGUGAAUAUUGUUGAAACUUAGUUAUAUUUUUUUAAUAUCAGUUCAUGUGAUUGUUACGUACUUUGAUAAAUUUUCGUAAGUCUCGGUAUUUUCACUAAGCAGGGGGGUGCCAGGGGGCCCUCAAGGAUCAGCUUUUCAAAAAGUUUUUGGUACAGAUACACUUCUGCUCUCAAAAAGCUUUGUGAGAGAUACAGUUUUACGAAAGGUAUAUGUCCGGCCGCCCUGAGGAAAAGGCCUGCGGGCGCUCAUGCACCGAACUCGUUCAUCUACAGUCAAAUUAAUCCAAGUGAUAGUUACAGGUAUGCGUGAGUUUGUUAUACUAACGUCGUAAUUUUUUGGCAUCUCAAAUGACGUACAUUUUUUCAAAAAUAAGGACGUCAUUUUUAAGACGUCUAUUUUUCUAAUCACAACGACGUUAUUUUGAGAAGUCUAUACGUCAUUAUGUGACGUUUAUACGUCGUCUCACAAGACUUUGUGAUGCCUGUAAUGCUCAAAACUCAAGUCACUUCUGGUAUUCUAAUUACUGCGAGAUUUUAACAUUUUGUAAGCAAGCACAAACAUUGGUUUCUCGUAUCUGAUUCAUAGAUGGUACAAUAUAUUUCAAUUAUUUAAAUAAAAAAACCAUCAGACCUCAGAAAAUCAUUUUCUUAAAAAAACGUUAUCCUUCAGUAUGUCAGGGACGCACCAGCUCAAAUAAUGCACCUAGUUAUAUUCAUGAACGCCCACAGUUGGGUGGAAGGAGGGCCGUGGUUCUCUCCCCUGAGAAACCGGUUGAACCAUAAAAUUCGCUUAUUUUAGGAUUUAGCCUUCUCUACCCCCCUAAAAAAAACUUGCUAUCCCCCGCUCCUCAAAAAGUUGGGGAUAGGGAUCGGACUUCCCUAAGAAAAAUUCUUACGGGCGUCCAUGAUUACAUUAAAGUUAAUUUUUAAAAACCACUUUUAGAUCAUUUAAUUUGACUGCAAAUGAAUGGGCCACACCAUUGAAUGUUUCCAUACAACAAUUAAGUAUUAUAUAACUUAUUAUGUAUAUGUGCAUAUUAUAAUAAUGAUCAAAUGAAGCAAUUAGGUAUAUCUUUUCAUAUUUAUUUUUCUUAUGUAAUUAUUGUACCGUGCGCUAUCAAAGUAUCGCCAGCGUUACAUUACACUAUUGCACAAUGUCUAAAAUGUUUGCUAGAAGUAUAAUUCCGAUCUUAUUAUAAAAAAAAGUUACAUCCAGACAUAUCAUGGAGAGACUCUUCCGUUUUUAUUUUUGUGUAUGAAAAAGUGACCAUCGUACCUACUCAAGAGAAUUCCCUUUUAAUUACUAUAUAGUUAUAUUAAUUAAUAUUAAGUAUUGACGUAUCGUAAGGAGAUGAGAGCCCAGAGUGCAGAAACAUCAGUAGUUGGUAAACCGUUGCAUUGCUGUUCAAUUUAAAAACAUCUACUGCCUUUAAUGUCCCGUAAUGUGCUUAACACCAAGAUUGUCGUCUUAAAGAAUCCACAAUCAGAUGGAAUUUGCUACUAUUAAUCCUGUACUAUUAACUCUUCCAAGCGAAACACACUACGGCGGCCACACACGUUGAGUGUUUCAAAGCGCAAUAACCCAGGAAUAUUAGAUAUGCUUUGCUAAUAAAUCAGAAUAAAUUAUUGAAGUCAUUUUAUGUGGAAACAAAAGCUUUUACGUGAUCUAUGUACCUCAACACCUAUUUUUACCAUCAAGAAACCUUUAAAACGUGUUUUGUUGUGGAUAUGCUUUGUAGGUAGCACCACUACAUUUGUAGGAAUCCCAAAAGGAAUAUAAUUUCGGGAUCUGCUUUUUGAUAUUGCCCUCCGUGAGAUGCUAGGAUAACAGUGUUGGUCAGUUUGAAAUAGAACUGACUUCGAAACUGAAACUACCCUUGUGAAGGAAUAAGUAGUAUAUGGUGAAUCAAAAUAUAUGAAUCUACUAAAUUUUAGGUUUCACAUUGUUACCUGUCAAGUUAAUAUCUAAGCCGUAGGUUCAAGUUUGUAUAUAAAUAGAUAUUAAUUCAAAUACAGUUCUUGGAUUUUGUCAACUAGAAUAGAACAAAUCAUAUUUUAAGGAGCCACUGUUAUUAGAUCUCAAAUUCAAAAGUUAGUAAUUUUAACAUUUCCAAAUCAGAGAGCAUGCAGUAGAGAAUCACCAGACCAUGUAUAUUGGAGGAUGAAGAUGUAUUUAACAAAAAUUUGGGAAGCGUAAACACAGAAACAAAUGAUUAUCACGUAUCAAGUAAAUUCCGAUAUAUUUUCUUAUGUAGGCCACGUUUUGAUCCAAUUCUCGGAAACAGGUGAUUUAAGGCUUCAACUGUUAUAUAAGCUAGUAAUAGUCUUCGUAUUCCUAUUUGUGAUAUGUUGCCUCUUAAUUGUGUAGCCUUGGAUAUUUCAGAGAACAGCCCCAACAUCACAUCGUAAGCCCUCUAUUAGUCAUAAUAAAUAAUGAAAUAUAUUUAAACAAUCUUGAGAAAUAAUUUAGUUUCAUUACCAAGCCCCAAUAGCAAAGGUCUUUCCGAACCCCAAAAUUGAACCAUCUCACGUUGAUAUGUAUUGUACUUAUGAAAAACAGUGCUUCCAAGGCAUUUUUACGAUACAUUGAAAAAACUAAUAUUUACACUGCCUAAUGUGUGUGAAGAAUAUUUUUGGCAAAACUUGAGCAGUACUUUCACCUUAAGUACAUGCAACCUAUAUAAUAUAUUCUAAGCAGUGGAUGUGUUAUGAUUUUCUAGCUUGGCAAAAUUUACCUUUUAAACGAAUAAGCAUAAAAUUUAUCCUAAAUGUUAAUUACAAUAUUGUAGUUAUUAUAAAAGACAAUAUCUUUUAAACUAUUAAGAAUGACCUUAUCUUGUAGACAACGAUUAGUAGUGAUGACGAAAAUGCCUAAAAAACAUCAAGAGGCUUCUAAACAAUUUUUAAUUUCAAGUUUGAUGUGGUGCCAAUUUAGUGUUGAUUCCCUUUCACGAUCCAAAGUUUGUCCAGUUUAUAAAAAUUGUUUCUAGGCCCAGAAAAUGUUAUUGUUGAAUCUGCUCACCCGUUAUACCGUUGUUCUUGAAAAAUUAUAAAUAAUUAACAAAUAUUAAAGGCGCAAGCAGCUUGUUAUUUGUGAAGUUGGUUUUGUUGUUUCGUUAUAUGACCAGUUUCCAUAAAAACCACAUAAGCCCAUGGUUCAAAUUAUUGUAGGUUGUAGCAAAGUUUGUUAAUGGAGGAAGAUGUUAGGGAUACCUACCGUCAACAUGAGGUUUUACUAAAAAUUAUGCCAAAAAGCCAUUCUUACAACUUGAAUUAGAUGUUAACGAACUUUGAUAUAAAUUAUGUGUGAACCAUAUGGAUUUAUUAGAGUAGAUUAUAGGAUCUGGACAAAGUACUUUCUUAAGCAUAAAAAUUGCAAUUGCACAAUAAUUAAUACAUUAUAAACGUAAUUAUGUUAUAAAGGAUGCUGUUGAUGUGUACAAAUAUAUGUGUUUGUAAGUUAUUGUUGAUUGAUGUAUGUGUCAUUAGAUUUAGUCAGUGAUGAUUGAAAAUUGUAUCAUUUGAAAUAAAGUUUAUUGAAGGGAACUUCCACAAA